This is a messenger RNA of Trichoderma aggressivum f. europaeum, 1071 nucleotides long. Its product is annotated as CAZyme family GT64. Gene Ontology annotation, cellular component: membrane. NCBI's taxonomy places the organism in Eukaryota, Fungi, Ascomycota, Sordariomycetes, Hypocreales, Hypocreaceae. The transcript has 2 exons. Bases 1 to 1071 code for a protein of 356 amino acids. Gene Ontology annotation, molecular function: glycosyltransferase activity. The record is from RefSeq and is a predicted model, not a curated record.
AUGGUGGCCAAGUACAUUGCCGGCCUGCGGGCUCUGGCCGCCCGCCGGGUCGUGACUCUCGUGGCCGCCGCCUUUGUCCUGGCCAGCGUCAUUGUCAUUCUUGUCCGGCUCGGGCCGCCCGCGAGGUUCAACGACCUGAAGCUGCCAGACGUCAAGCUGCCCGACAUCGACAUGUCCAAGCUGCCCAACAUCCCCGGAUUCUCGGGAUCGCACGAGCCGGAGCACUAUGACAAAUGCGACAGGAACAUUACCGAGCCCCUCAAGCAGUGGAAGGAAGCGCAGAAGAAAUAUGGCAAGUUGAUGGAUGACAAGUUCACAAUCGCGAUGCAGACUUAUAAGCGGCCCAAGGAGCUCGACGAGACGCUCCGCGUUAUCCUGUCCGAAAAGAUUGCCUCGCUGCACGAAAUCGUCAUCGUCUGGAACAACCUCGAGGAGAAGCCCCCCGGCAACUUCAAGUCCGAGACGGGCGUGCCCGUGCGCUACCGGGUGUCGGAGCGCAACAGCCUCAACAUGAAGCUGCUGCCGGAUCCGGACUUCAAGACCCAGGCCGUGUUGCUUUCGGACGACGACGUGUACUAUAAGCCGCAGGACCUCGAGUUUGCCUUUCAGACGUGGCGCAAGUUUGGUCAGCAUCGAUUGACGGGAGCUCUGCCGCGCUGUGCGACCCCAGACGCCGAGGGCAACUGGGGCUACGGCUUCUGCUCCAAGGACAGCAACCAGGACGUCUACUCCAUGAUCAUCACAAACCUGUGCUUCUCCCACAUGUCCUUCCUCGACUACUACUCGUCCAACAACACCGUCAUGCAAAAGGUUCGUGAUUAUGUCGACGACCACUUCAAUUGCGAGGACAUUGCCCUCAACUAUGUCGCGUCGUACCUCACCGGAACCGGACCCCUCCUGGUCAAGGGCCGCGACAAGUAUGUCAACUACGAGCCGGCUCAGGGCAUCAGCAAGAAGCCCGGCCACCUCGAGGCUCGCAGCAAGUGCUUGAACGACCUGACAAGGAUGUUUGGCUGCAUGCCGCUGGUCAAUGAGACGGCUCACAUUGAGCGUGGCGUUAUUGUCUUGUGA